Molecule: messenger RNA, 2667 nt
Organism: Penicillium paradoxum
Lineage: Eukaryota; Fungi; Ascomycota; Eurotiomycetes; Eurotiales; Aspergillaceae
Exons: 4
Coding region: 1-2667 (888 amino acids)
Source: RefSeq, a predicted model, not a curated record
AUGGCGGCUUGGACGCGUCUCAAGCCGCUUCUGCUCUUGGUCACCACUCUGGUGACCAUGGCUACUGCUGCCGUGGAAUGCUACGACGUGGAAACGGUCUACCUUCAGGAUCCCACCACUGGCCAACAGUAUCAAGUUGGUGAGAUCAAUGUUCUUCCUCGGUCUCUCUUUGGUCGUGCUGUUCACGGUAACGAACUGAUCACUGUCACUGUCACCCACACUACCUGCGGUCAUCACAGUACUGAGGAAUCCACCACAACUGUCACCACCGAUGUUGAUUGUAGUUCUUCUACGACUUCUGUUUUGGAAGUGUCUACUACCUCGGUUCCCGCUCAGGUCACUUCCCCUGUGCCUGUGGUUUCUCAGUCUACUGCGCCUGUGACCACUCAGACUUCGGUGCCUAGCGGCACUCCUGAGGUGUCUACUUCGUCUGUUCCGGUCUCCACUCCGACUCCUGUGACUAGCACUUCUGAGGUGUCUACUUCGCCCACUCAAACUUCUGCGUCAGGAACUUCUAGCACGUUGACCUCCUCGUCUGUGCCUGUUACUCCUCACAGUUCUAUCCCCGGUACCACUGGAGUGUCUACUCAGUCUUCUGCACCUGGCACAACCCAGACUCCUGGGCCCAGCACUACUUUGGUUACUUCUCCAUCGUCUGUACCUGGUACCACCGAGACUCCUACAUCUAGUGCCACUCCAGUGACUUCGCAGUCUUCCGUCCCCGGAACCACUCAGACUCCAGGACCCAGCACUACUGAGGUAGCCACUGGAAGCAGCUCUGCAAGUGGCACUGGAUCUUCCAAGGUCACUGCCACUACCACUGUAUCUGUUUCUUCUUCUCCCUCCGCUGCUACUAGUGUAGCUCCUGUUCCUGCUACCACUGCUGAGGAAUCGACCACCUCCACGGUUUCCACUCCUGUCGCCCAGGUGACAACCAGCUCCAAUGCUACCACUGUGGUUCCUGUCCCUGUCAGCACUACCAUGGACCAUACUACCUCUACACUUCCUGGCACUGUUACCGAGGUGACCACUGAGACAAUCUCGUCACCGUGCCCGAGCCCCUCUACCACCGAGGUUCCCACACCUGCUCCUGAAGUCACUACUGGAACGAACACCACUUCUAGCAUUACCAGAGUGGUCCCUGUCCCUGGUACAACUUCAAUUGUCUACACAAACUCAACCAUUAUCCGUACCACUCGCCCUGUGGGUGAGGUGACCACGCCUCCUUACUCAAACACCACCAAAUUGGCUCCUACUCCGGUAACCACCGAAAUUACUGUCACGGUUGAGAUUUCUUGCACUGAGACCACUAGGUGCGUCAGUACCAAGGUUUACACCACAGUUCCCACGGAGACUACCACUGUUUCUGUGACUCCCAUUCCGGCUAUAGUUACUGGCCCAAGGAAUACUACUGAGAUUGUAACCACUGUAAUCCAACCAACUGUUCCUGGCGCACUGCCACAGGAAACCACCAAGACUGUGACCACCGUGGUUCAGCCCACUGGUCCUGCACCUGUUCCUCUGACGACCACCAAGGUUGUGACAACUGUGAUCCAACCCACAAUUCCUGGUGCCCUUCCGCAGGAGACGACUCAAACUUUGACCACCGUGGUUCAGCCAACCGUUCCUGCACCUGUCCCUCUGACGACUACCAAGGUUGUGACAACUGUGAUUCCGCCCACGAUCCCUGGUGCCCUUCCGCAGGAGACGACUCAGACUUUGACCGCUGUGAUUCAGCCAACCGUUCCUGCACCUGUCCCUCUGACGACCACCAAGGUUGUGACAACUGUGAUCCAACCCACAAUUCCUGGUGCCCUUCGCCAGGAGACGACUCAAACUUUGACCACCGUGGUUCAGCCAACCGUUCCUGCACCUGUCCCUCUGACGACUACCAAGGUUGUGACAACUGUGAUUCCGCCCACGAUCCCUGGUGCCCUUCCGCAGGAGACGACUCAGACUUUGACCGCUGUGAUUCAGCCAACCGUUCCUGCACCUGUCCCUCUGACGACUACCAAGGUUGUGACAACUGUGAUUCCACCCACGAUCCCUGGUGCCCUUCCGCAGGAGACGACUCAGACUUUGACUACUGUGAUUCAGCCAACUGCUCCUGCACCCGUCCUUCAGACGACCACCAAGCUUGUGACUAGUGUCAUUCAACCGACUGCUCCUGGUGCACUUCCGCAGACAAUCACUAAUAUUGUGACCACUGUGAUCCAGCCAAAUGUUCCUGCUCCAGUCCCACAGGUCACCACACACGUGAUUACCACCGAGGUCAAGCCAACCGAGCUGGCUCCGCUACCCCAUGCCACCACUGUUGAGGCCACUACUCUGGUCAAGGUUCCUGCUCCUCCCGUUCAGCAGGGUACUACUCAGGAAAUCACCGAGACUCAGCCAAUUGCUGUAGCCCCGACCACUCUGGCUACAACCGCUGUCCCCAAUCCCCUAGUGAGUGAGGCACACGGUACCACCACCGGGUCAGAUGUUACCAUUGUUCCUCCCCAAAAGCCUACCUACACCCAGGAGGACCAUGUUCCGGGAAGUGGUAGUACUCACGCUCCUUCGCCGAUUUUCAAUGGUGCCAGUACCGUUGGAAUCAUGGACAGCCGUGUCUUGGCCGUGAUCAUCUUGAUCAUGGUCUCUCAUGUUUUCCGUUUCAUGGUUGUUUAA